UUAUUAGUCAUCGGCGUCAUUCCGAGUUCCGACGUUUGUAAAAUUUAUAUCAAUUCAAUUAAUGGUAAUUCGAAUGGAAUCUACUUUACUUUUUUAGUUGGUGGUCGGUGCCGGGAUAUAUUAACUUUUAAGACAUAAAUAAGUCCAACGUUCUUUGAAAACGGAGCUUUUACAACAUCCAAAUCCAAUUCUCCACCAAAUAUCCAUUCUAGUUACCAGAUUCUGAGCAUGGAUAUGUUUGGGGACGAAGAUAAAAGAAAAGUUCCAGAAAUGUUACAAAAAAUAUUAAGAUAUGAUGUACAAAUUACCAAGAAAUUUGUCGAAAAUGCUCAAAAAGUAACUGCCCUUAGAUCACUUGGAAAUCAUUCAAAAUUAUUAGAGGUAUCAUGUCAUGGAGUAGUCUGGCUUGCAGGUUGGCUCACAUUCAUAUGGUUAUUCAAUAAUAGUGAAUUGUAUCAACUACAGGUUAACAUGCUUAUAGCUCUCCUACUUGAUAUUGUGGUGAUAGCAAUAAUAAAAGCAUUUGUGAGGAGAAGAAGACCAAUACCAAUGAAUAAACUGAUACCAGGAAAUCCAGACAAGUACUCAUUUCCUUCUGGUCAUGCAAGUCGCUCUGUUUUAGUUGCAUUUAUACUGAUAUGUGUAGACCCAGUCUCAUUUAUCUUUUAUCCACCUUUGAUGGCCUGGGUUACUUCCGUAGCAGUAUCUAGAGUCCUUAUCGAAAGACAUUACUUUUUGGACAUAUUUGCAGGCAUUGGCUUAGGAAUUAUAGAGGGACUGUUUAUAAGUCUUGUGUGGCUCUCCCAAGGUACAUCAACUAGUAUUCUUAAAUCUUUAUCAGAUGAAAAAAGAGAUGGCGGAGAAUUCCAUGUUUAAGAACAACUUUAUGUUCUAAACUGUAACUUGUUUGUGAUUAAUUUCUGUAUUUUUUGUGUUAGUGUGUUGAAUAAAAUAAUAUAUCGUAAGA
Molecule: messenger RNA, 967 nt
Organism: Pieris napi
Lineage: Eukaryota; Metazoa; Arthropoda; Insecta; Lepidoptera; Pieridae
Product: polyisoprenoid diphosphate/phosphate phosphohydrolase PLPP6
Exons: 5
Coding region: 229-876 (215 amino acids)
Molecular function (GO): sphingosine-1-phosphate phosphatase activity
Source: RefSeq, a predicted model, not a curated record